Molecule: messenger RNA, 402 nt
Organism: Parastagonospora nodorum SN15
Lineage: Eukaryota; Fungi; Ascomycota; Dothideomycetes; Pleosporales; Phaeosphaeriaceae
Exons: 2
Coding region: 1-402 (133 amino acids)
Source: RefSeq, a predicted model, not a curated record
AUGACUUCAGCCAUGUGCAGCAUUUGUGCACACCUCGAUAUGGUCAAGGGAGAGAAAUGGAAUCCAUGGACUGUUGGAUGGCCAAAAAUCACAAUCGAAAUUCUACAACAAUCAGCUUCGCUGUGUCAAACAGAUGGCUGCAAGAUUCUGCUUCAGGCAGUCUUGAAAUGCUACCCAGACGCAUCGACAACGGCUGGCAUCGUCCCGUAUUACAAGCCUGGCAUAUUCUGGGUGCAAGAAUUAGGCGAGCUUCAGAUUUACUUUAAAAUGGGUGAGGAUUAUUCGUGCUCCACAGUGCUCGAGAUCCAAUCUGGCCAGCUUUCUUGCGCAGCACACAUCACGAGGACCCAACCUCUCAUGAUAGCCUCGAAUUCGUCCGAGAAUGCUUGGUGGAGUGCUUAG